Messenger RNA from Platichthys flesus (European flounder), 1163 nucleotides. RefSeq names its product histone-arginine methyltransferase METTL23-like. Lineage: Eukaryota; Metazoa; Chordata; Actinopteri; Pleuronectiformes; Pleuronectidae. The transcript is spliced from 5 exons. The record is from RefSeq and is a predicted model, not a curated record. The coding region runs from base 435 to 1010 and encodes 191 amino acids. Gene Ontology annotation, cellular component: cytoplasm; nucleus.
CUUCUUCUACUGACACGCCCAUGUGGCACAGUACACACCUGAUUGGCUAGGAAUACUCAGGAAGCAUAGCGUUAAUUGGUGUGAGGGUGGAAUGUGCCUUCCCGCCAGGUGUAUACUUCGAUUUCAUUGGCUGUUAUACUGCCGUCCUGUUAUAGGGUCGACGCUGAAACAGGAAACAGACAAAGUGUCUGUUGCUGAUGUUUCUUCAGGAUAAUGAGUCAGUAGUUCUGACUGAUCAGGGAUCACUGACCGAGGAUGUGAUUGUUUCACACGGCGAUGGAGCGAUGGAUCCCACGGGAGCUAACGAAGUUAGCAUAGCUUAUAAAGUGUUUACGUUUGAAGACAACAGCGCAGAGUGUCUGUCAGUGUCAAUACCUGAGGUCAGUCCGCAUUCUGUCAACUGACGUCAUAAUGUGCUGGACCCACAGUAUGGCAUGUACGUGUGGCCGUGUGCGGUGGUCCUGGCCCAGUUCCUGUGGAGCCACCGGGAGGAGCUGAAGGACCACACGGUGCUGGAGCUCGGGGCGGGUGUGAGUCUCCCCGGCGUGCUGGCUGCGAGGUGCGGUGCGAAGGUGCUGCUGUCGGACAGCGCCAGGAAUCCGCUGUGUCUGGAGAACUGCAGGCGAAGCUGUGACGCGAACCGCCUCCGUGAUGUGGUGGUGUUGGGUCUCACCUGGGGGGAGGUCUCCCCGGACCUCGUGCUGCUUCCUAAACUGGACAUCAUCCUGGGAUCAGACGUUUUCUACGAGCCUCGAGAUUUCGAAGAUGUUCUCGUGACUGUUGCUUUUCUUCUGAGGAAAAAUCCCAGAGCACAGUUCUGGACCACGUACCAGGAGAGAAGCGCUGAUUGGUCGAUUGAACCGUUGCUCCGCAGAUGGAACAUGAACUGUGUUGACAUCCAGUUGGAAAGCUUUGGUGCCGAUAAAUCUGAGCUGGCCGGAUCGACUCUGCCGGGCAGCCACAGUGUCCACAUGAUGAUCAUCACACUGAACACAAGGGAUUUGGACUGAAGAUGAAUAAGUGUCUCCCAGAGGACUGUCCGGUGAAAUAACAAGAUGAUCGUCUCCCAGUAGAACACAGUCACGUUUUGAUUUGCAGAUCCAAUUUUAUAUGUAAAAAUGUGUUUUAAAAAUGAAUCCUGAUUAAAAUGUUUUGAAUCUCAA